Messenger RNA from Penicillium robsamsonii, 921 nucleotides. RefSeq lists its product as uncharacterized. The record is from RefSeq and is a predicted model, not a curated record. NCBI's taxonomy places the organism in Eukaryota, Fungi, Ascomycota, Eurotiomycetes, Eurotiales, Aspergillaceae. The coding region runs from base 1 to 921 and encodes 306 amino acids. The transcript has 3 exons.
AUGACCUCGCUUGCACGGAACUUCUCUCGAGAAACAAGUUGUGGUAGUCCAAACGCCCAUCAAAGCUUUGGUAUACGGAACGAAAAGAUGAAUUACACCAACGGCAACUCGUCUCUUGUGCCCACUGGGCCCAGAUCUUUCCAUGGCAAUGGUCGUGCAAACAACUACAAUCCCAAUGCCAGCCACCAACGGAACAACAAUGGCAAGAAUAACUACCAAUGGAACAGAACUGGAAACGGCAAUGGCAAUGCCAACCAGUGGAACAACCAUCGAAAUGGUGGAAACAAGCCCCGGAACAACAACAACAACAACCGCAAUGGCAAUGCCAACCAGUGGAACAACGGUCAUAACAACUACAACGGCAAUGCCAAUGGCAACCAGUGGAACAACAGUCACGACAACUAUAACGGCAAUGGCAACCAGUGGAGCAAUGCUCACAACAACGCCACUGGCAAUCUCAAUGGCGUUGGAAAAUACAAAGGCAAAAACUUCAAUCCCAAUUACAGGGGGAAGAACUAUAACCCCGACUUCUCUCGUACCGCACCGCCUAUUCCAGCCCAACGACACAUGCCUGCUCCAAAUUACAAUAUCGACACUGAGAUGACUGAGCCGCCAUCCGAUGAGCCAAAUGACAUUGAGAUGCCCGACGCACCACCGCUUCCAGAUCCAAGGAUCGAAGCCUUCACCGUAGGUGCUCUUGCAGUCAAGGAAAUUGUUAGUCCCCCAUCCCUCUUCCAAUUCAACCCUGUUGCGUUCCAUCAGCCUGUUUUCCACCAACCUGAUUUCCAUCCCUCUGCUUUUAAUCCUACUUUACAUCGUCCCGUUUUCCGUCCCCCGACUUUCUACCCCCCAGCUGUCCAUCCCAAGAUUAUCAGUUCUCCAAAGUUGCAAGGAAACCCGGAGUGUGAAUAUUUUCGCUAA